GGUUAUGCCAUUGCCCGCAUUGAGUCUUGCAGCGUCACACUGACGGAAGCAGAUGGGAUGACGAAACAGGAGAAAGGGCAGAAGAGCCCGCAUCAUGCGGUGCGACACAACACGCGCAGCCAGUCAUAUGGCGGGAAUCUGGUGAUGCUACGGUAAAACGCGCGUUAGAGUGGAAGGCAACAACAUAAUCGGACGCUUGUCAUGCGCCUGAUAAGGCGGAGGGCCAAUGUGACGAUCUGAUAUGCACUGACGGAGCACUGCGUAUGUAUUGGGAUAUAACUUUUGAGCAGCGUUGAAUUGUUUGAACAGGACGAAGCUCGACGUGAUAUAAAUAAAUCCACAUUCCCCGCGUGCUAUUCUAGGGUAUAAAGAAGUUCAGUCCAUCAGUCUGUCACAGAAUUCACUCACUCACUUUGUAACCAUCUCACUCAUCGUCUUAUUCCCAUCAACUCACUCAUAAUCUCACCUAACUCACUUAUUCACUCACAACAUGGAGGCCAUCUUCCAAGCCCAGGCCAAGUUCCGCCUCGACCGCGGCCUCCACAAAAUCACCGCCAUCCGCAACAAAAACUAUAAGCGCCACGGCACAAAGUCCUACGUCUACCUCCUCAACCGCUUCGGCUUUGAGCCCACCAAGCCCGGCCCGUACUUCCAGGAGCACCGGGUUCACCAGCGGGGCCUCGUUCACCCAGACUACAACGCCCCCGUCGGUGGCCGCGUUCACAUCACAAAGGCGCUGCACAAGAAGAAGAACCACCAUGGAGCUCUUGAUGCCAACGGAACGGAGAAGGGAGAAGUUGGCGCCGAGGAUCAGCAGAAUGACUCUGAGUACUUGUGCGAGGUUACUAUUGGAACGCCCGGACAGAAGCUGCUGCUAGACUUUGACACCGGUUCAUCAGAUCUCUGGGUCUUCUCCACAGAACUCAGCAAGAGCCUCCAAAAGAACCACACCAUCUUCAACCCAUCUGAAUCCUCCACAUUCAAGAAGCUCUCCGGCCAGACCUGGCAAAUCUCCUACGGCGACGGCUCCUCCGCCUCCGGCGACUGCGGCUCCGACAACGUCACCAUCGGCGGCCUCACCAUCAAGAACCAGACCGUCGAGCUCGCCUCCAAGCUCGCCGCGCAAUUCGCCCAGGGCACCGGCGAUGGUCUUCUGGGUCUUGCUUGGCCGUCCAUCAACACUGUUGCUACGAAUGGACGAUCUACUCCUGCUAACACGCCUGUUGCGAACAUGAUUACUCAGGAUGAUGUUCCUAGCAACGCAGAGCUGUUCACUGCUGCGUUCUACAGCGAGCGUGAUGCAAAUGCAGAGUCCUUCUACACCUUUGGCUACAUCGAUCAGGAUCUUGUCACAGUCUCUGGCCAAGACAUCGCCUGGACUGACGUCGACAACUCCCAAGGCUUCUGGAUGUUCCCCUCAACUAGCUCUUCCGUCAAUGGCCAGGCCAUCUCACAAUCCGGCAACUCUGCCAUCGCCGAUACCGGAACCACCCUCGCUCUCGUCUCAGACGAGGUCUGCGAUGCUCUGUACAAGGCCAUUCCCGGAGCUACUUACGACGACCAACAGCAAGGCUACGUCUUCCCCAUGAGCACCGACGUGUCAAGCCUCCCCGAAUUCAAGGUUUCCGUUGGAGACACUCAGUUUGUCAUCCAGCCUGAGGAUCUGGCGUUUGCCCCAGCAGACGACAACAACUGGUACGGUGGUGUUCAGUCCAGGGGAAGCAACCCCUUUGACAUUCUCGGCGACGUGUUCCUGAAGUCUGUUUAUGCGAUCUUCGAUCAGGGUAACCAGCGAUUCGGUGCGGUUCCCAAGAUCCAGGCAACUCAGAACCUGAACUCUUCUUCCGCUCAGUAAAUAUUGACGCCAAGUGCGUCACAUUCGUUCGCAUAAUUGCGAGAUAUAGUGUACUUGUGAAUUAGCAACAGACAUGCAGGCAAUAAAUUCGUUAUGCU
Molecule: messenger RNA, 1953 nt
Organism: Trichoderma harzianum CBS 226.95
Lineage: Eukaryota; Fungi; Ascomycota; Sordariomycetes; Hypocreales; Hypocreaceae
Exons: 3
Coding region: 491-1855 (454 amino acids)
Biological process (GO): proteolysis
Molecular function (GO): aspartic-type endopeptidase activity
Source: RefSeq, a predicted model, not a curated record